GCGUGCUCACAUGUGUAUCGUGCACUUGAAAUAUCAAAAAAUCGGUAAUCAAAAUGGAGAAUAAGGAUUAUUUAAUCAUACUAUUUAACGAUGGACCUCAAAUCGUCUGCCGAGAGUGGAUGACGCCUUCGAAAAAACACAUUCUAUAUCCUACGUGUAAAUCCAUGUAUGCGUAUUAUAACACAGUGAGAACGAAAAAGAUGCCGGAAUCUACAUGGACGAAAGAAGCCAUCUUGGAAGAAAUUGCAGAAGCCGUGCAAAAGUAGUUCAGUCGCCUUCCACAAAAUCUUCCACAAAAUCAAAAGCAAAUGAUUACUCUCCAAAGAAAAACAAUGUUUCCGAGAACAGUCCAAAGCGAGCAAAAACUACUUCUUGGUCUGAUGUUCAAGCAUUUCGAGAAAAUAUCGCUAAGUCUUUAAGUGACAUAAAAUUCAUGUUAAACAUUCAAAACGAAAAAAUUGAUAAACUUCAUGAAAAGCAUUCAGAAAGUGCCAUUUUCAAUGAACGAUUUUUAGAGUGUCAAUCAGAAGUAAUUCAAAAACAUGUGAAAAAGGAUCGGUCAAGUCAGUUUCACUCACAAUUUCCAGUCGCAACAUUAGACAAUUUACAAAAAAUCGAAGACAAACUUACAUUACCAGAAUACAGAAAUGAUAUGAUUUCUUUCUUCGGUGGUUUUGGAGGGAUACAUGUGAAGGAAACUACGUAUACAGUCAUGAAAUAUGCUUUUACCAACGCAAUUGGAAGUUUAUUUGAUUGGUUGGGACUAAAAAAUAAAUUAAAGUUCUCAGAUCUACAUUUAACUACAGUAAUAAUGGAAACCGUUCGCCAAUCAUGUCGAGUCAAAGAAAUUGAGGUGAUAGAAGCUAUCAAAGAUUGGCUUCGCCACGCACCUGCUAGACACCUUCGAGAGUCAGAAAACAAUAAGCCUGAUGAGGACGGUGAGCAUGAUGGCGAAAAUCUUUAUGCAUCAGACCAAGAGCGACUUUCUAUUAAUUUGAGCGACACUGAAGGAGAAAGUGAUGAUCCCUAUAUGGAUACCGAAAUAAACUUUCAAAAUUCAAUGCAUAUCUCAGAUUCAUCUAAUCAUGGCACAAAUUCUCCGACUAUUGAGAUUCAAUCCGAUAAACCUGUCGAGAAUUAACUAUACUAUAAGUGUAAAACACUUGUUUCAAUUUCAGAGUGAUAAAAAAAUUCUUUCAAACAUUUUUUAAUUAAUCGUUAGACAGAUUCAAGAGU
This is a messenger RNA of Leptopilina heterotoma, 1236 nucleotides long. RefSeq lists its product as uncharacterized. The transcript has 5 exons. The record is from RefSeq and is a predicted model, not a curated record. Lineage: Eukaryota; Metazoa; Arthropoda; Insecta; Hymenoptera; Figitidae. The coding region runs from base 215 to 1141 and encodes 308 amino acids.